Molecule: messenger RNA, 288 nt
Organism: Phytophthora nicotianae INRA-310
Lineage: Eukaryota; Oomycota; Peronosporomycetes; Peronosporales; Peronosporaceae
Exons: 4
Coding region: 1-288 (95 amino acids)
Source: RefSeq, a predicted model, not a curated record
AUGUUUUAUAGGAGCAGCCAACAUGAUGUUCAUCCGCCGUUUAUGACGCGCAACCGUCUGAAGGUUAGGCGAACCACACACAAGAGCCGAAAGAAAAAGACUGUUGUACAAGUGUUUUCGCACUGUAUUCAGCGCACCGUGGAGGAGGACGGGGUUCUCUCCCAUCUGGGUGGCAUAAAAAUAUGGUUCUUCUUCAACAUGGACCAAAUGGCCGUCUAUAUAGGCAUGAUUGGGCGCACAGCAAACGAUGUUGUGGUGGCCCAUACGGUUGACGUAACUGUAAUGUAG